Messenger RNA from Anolis carolinensis (green anole), 6345 nucleotides. RefSeq names its product crumbs cell polarity complex component 2 (gene crb2). Gene Ontology annotation, biological process: heterophilic cell-cell adhesion; establishment or maintenance of epithelial cell apical/basal polarity. Bases 164 to 4531 code for a protein of 1455 amino acids. The transcript has 13 exons. The record is from RefSeq and is a predicted model, not a curated record. Gene Ontology annotation, molecular function: calcium ion binding. Lineage: Eukaryota; Metazoa; Chordata; Lepidosauria; Squamata; Anolidae. Gene Ontology annotation, cellular component: plasma membrane; protein-containing complex.
GCAAGUGGACAGCGAGAGUGUCCAGCUUGUUCGGAGCCAAGCAUGGAGCCGGGCGGCCUCUCCGCAUCCUCCUCCUCCUCCUCCUCCUUGGAAGGCGUCUCAAGGGUGGUGCUGGUGGUGGUGGGCUUCUGAGCCGUGACCGGGGUCCCACACCGAGAGGGCCAUGGGGUUCAGAACGGUGCUCCUGCUCUUGCUCUGCGUCUGGAUGUGGGGGCCCGUCGCGUCCGAGCUGGCCACGUCCUGUUCCUCGUCCCCGUGCACGAACGGCGGGACCUGCCUUGAGCUGGAGCGUGGCUACCGGUGCGCCUGCCCCCAGAGCCCGCUUGCCUACGUGGGUCAAGACUGCGAGUUCCUCUUCGACGCCUGCGCCGGGCACUCCUGCCCGCCCGAGUGGAGCUGCUCCGGGACGCCCGGAUACUUGAACUACUCGUGCCACUGCCGGCCGGACCCGCUAGGAGCCGACUGCAGCGUCCGAGGGGACGAGUGCGAGCACGACCCGUGCCCGGAGCCUCACCUGGACUGCGUCCCGCUGCCCAACGGCUACGGCUGCCAAUGCGGGAGCGCAGAGAGCUGCCCGAGGGGCCCGCCGGCGUGCUCCAGCCAGCCCUGCCACAACAACGGGAGCUGCGCCGAGGAGGCCGGGGGCUACUCCUGCGAGUGCCCGCUGGGCUACGGCGGUCCCCGGUGCGAGGAGGACGUGGACGAGUGCGCCUCCGCCCCGUGCCAGAACGGGGCCAUCUGCCUGGACAGGGUCGGCGAGUACAGCUGCUUCUGCGUGCCCGGCUUCCAGGGACACCACUGCGAGAUCGACAUCAACGAGUGCGCCUCCCGGCCGUGCCGGCACAACGGCACCUGCCUCAACCUCAUGGACCACUACCUUUGCCAGUGCCUGCCCGGAUACACAGGUAUGAAUUGCGACGUGGAGAUCGACGAAUGCGAAUCCGCCCCUUGCUGGCACGGCGGCACUUGCAGCGACCACGUCGGCUUCUUCUCCUGCUCCUGUCCGCCGGGAUACGAGGGCGAGCGGUGCGAAGUCGAUGUCGACGAGUGCCAGAGCCGGCCCUGUCUCAACGGAGGCGCAUGCCACGACCUCGUAGACAGCUACGAGUGCGACUGCCUCGGCACUGGGUUCGAAGGGCGGCGCUGCGAGCUGGACGUCUUGGAGUGUGCCUCCCAGCCUUGCCAGAAUGGGGCGUCCUGCCUGGAAGACGUGGGGCGCUACACCUGCGCUUGCUGGCCAGGAUAUGUGGGAGACCACUGCGAGGAGGACGUGGACGAGUGUUCCCAGGAGCCCUGCCUGAACGGCGGCCAGUGCUUCGAGCGGUCCAACCAGAGCUAUUACGGGGGGCGCGAGGGCUUCCCCGCGGAGUUCAACUACCAGGAGGCUGCCGGGUUCGUCUGCGAGUGCCAGCCGGGCUUUGAAGGAGAGACCUGCUCCGUCAACGUGGACGAAUGCGCCUCCCGGCCCUGCCAGAACGGAGGAAGCUGCGCCGACCUGGUGAACGGCUACGAGUGCCAUUGCCUGCCAGGAUACUCGGGUGUGGAGUGUGCCACCGACGUUGACGAGUGUGAGGGGCACCCGUGCGAAAACGGGGCUGCCUGCGAAGACGGCCUUGCCGACUACAUCUGCCAUUGCGUCCCGGGCCCGGACGGCACUGCUUGGGGUGGGAAGAACUGCUCGGUGGAGCUGACCGGCUGCCGGAGCCACGGCUGCCAGAACGAGGCCUUGUGCACCCCCACCUACCAGUCCGGGGCCCACGGACACCUGUGCCAGUGCCGCCCCGGGUUCUACGGCCCCACCUGCGCCACGCCCACCACCUUCUCCUUCACAUCCCGCGUCUAUCUCUUCAUCAACAUGUCUGCAAACAGCGAGAGCAAAAGGAGCCUCCUCUCCGGCGUGGCUCUCCGCUUCCGGACCACCUUGCCGGACGCCGUCCUCUUCUACCGAGGCCACCAGACGGAGCGCCUCUACCUAGAACUGACCGGCGGCCUUCUGCGGGUGACCUUUUCCGUGCGGGAAGCCACAACGUCUUUCACCUUGGCGGCGCCACACGUCGACGACGGCCACUGGCACAAGGCCGAAGUCCUCCUGCACGAGUCCCUCGAGCUCCGGCUGUGGCACGAAUCCUGCGCGGCCGGCGUCUGCUUGACCAGCCACCCCCUCGAAGCGACAGCCGUGGCCUCCUCCCUGCCCUCCCUCUUGCAGAUAUACAUCGGGGGAGUUGAGGAGAAAUUAUUGUCCAGCCCUGUCAAGAACUUCAUUGGUUGCCUCCAAGACUUGAGGAUCGAUUCCAAGGUGGUCCUACCACAGGAAGUGGCCGGGCAGCAAUCCUCCGGCUUCCAGCUGGGCUGCGAGAGGACGGAGUGGUGUCUCUCUGAUCCUUGUUUACACGGCGGACGGUGUGUUGACCUCUGGGCGGACUUUCGCUGUCACUGUCCUCGGCCGUAUGAAGGCCGCACGUGCUCCUUCGAGUCUCCGGCGGCAACAUUUGGGCAAGACAACUCCUCGAGCGUGGCUACUUUUGCGGUCAGCAACAACCCUGGAGCAAACUUCAACCUUUCCUUCUUCAUCCGAACUCUGAAGCCCAGUGGUCUGGUGCUCCAAAUCAGCAAUGGGAGCGAUCCUUUCCUGACAGUGUACCUGAAGGAUGGAAGGCUCCAGGUCGAGGUGCCAGCACUUGAACCCAUUGGGCCACCGGGACACCUGGCUAAUGGCGUGAGGCACUUUGUGAUGCUUUCCUUCCUUGACGGUGUUGUGUAUGCCAGCCUUCUCAACACAGAGGAGGAUCUGGGACCUCUGGUGAUCACUCCUCUCACGGCUGGCUUUGAGAUUCAUGUGGGCGGGCUCCAAGACCCAGACAGCAUGAGCGCAUGGGGUGGCCACUUUAAAGGCUGCCUUCAAGACGUCCAGCUCAAUCAUCACCAGAUGGAGUUCUUCCCCCAUUUAGCCCAAAACAGGAGCGUUUCGCCAGAGGUGUACCUGGGACAGGUCACCAGUGUUGGACCAGGAUGCACCUCGGAUGAUACCUGCAAGUCGGGGCCGUGCCUGAACGGUGGCCGCUGUGCCGUCACCUGGAACGACUUCAACUGCAGCUGCCCGGACAACUUCACCGGGAAACACUGCGAGGAGAGGAUCUGGUGCAAAAGCGAACCGUGCCCACAAGCCACAACUUGCAUCGACGUUGCCUCGGGCUAUGUCUGCCUGGCUAGUGUCACCUUCUCCGAGCACAACGCUGUUGAGUUCACCGCCAACGGCACCGUCACUAGGGCUCUCCACAGCUUCCGCCUGGACUUCAGGACGCGGGACGAAGAUGCCACUUUGCUCCGGGCUGCGGAGGAGGUGGACUCUCUGCUGGUGGCCGUCCAGAACUCCUCCCUGUGGGUUGAGAUCCGGAGCGGGAACGGCGUAGAGGGAGCGAGUUUCCUGGGCAAGGAGUCUGUUUCCGACGGUUCGUGGCACACACUCACUCUCUCCAUGGAGGACCCCUUGGCCCUUUCCUCGAGGUGGCAGCUCCACUUGGACAAGUCCGCGAAUGCCACCCUUGAGGGGAAUGCCGGGAAUCUGGACUUCCUGAGAAGCAAGACGGUGAUCGUCCUGGGUGAGAACUUCACAGGCUGCCUCGGGCACGUGGACAUCGGUGGGGUGCUUCUGCCCCUGUCCGUCCCCGUGAGUUACCCGCAGCCUGAGCAGUUCCUGCAGAUGGACGGCGGGGCGGCCCUCCUCGGCUGCGAGGGAGCGGACGUCUGCUCCUCCGGCCCGUGCCGCCACGGGGGUUCCUGCCAGGACCUCUUCAACGCCUUCAGCUGUGCCUGCGGCCCUGGGUGGGAAGGUCCGCUCUGCGAGGCCAACGUCGACGACUGCACCCCCAACCCCUGCGUCCACGGGGAGUGCGUGGACGAGGUGGGGGACUUCCAGUGCGACUGCCACAAGGGCUACAUCGGGAAGCGGUGCCAGAUCAACGUGGACGACUGCGUGAGGCACAAGUGCCAGAACGGGGCCACCUGUGUCGACGAAGUCUACAGCUACUCCUGCAAGUGCCCGCCACAGUUCACCGGCCCCUUCUGCGAGUGGCCGUUUCCUCCUGAAGAAUGUGGCAAGAACUUCACCUGUCUGAAUGGGGGCAAAUGCAUCAGCGGGCCCUGGGGAGCCAACUGCACCUGCAAGCCGGGUUACACGGGCAGAAAAUGCCAGAUCAACAUCAACGACUGCGAGCCCAACCCCUGCCAGAACGGAGGCACCUGCCAGGAUUCGGUGAACCGGUACCGGUGUUUGUGCAGCGCCAGCUUCACCGGGGAGCGCUGUGAUAUCGAUCGACCGGCGUGGGCCCAAGUCAGCAGCUCCACCCUGGUGGGAGCCGUGGGAGCGGCCGGAGCGGCCGUGCUGGUGGCCAUCUUCGGCAUCUCCGUGGUGGCCAUGAAGAAGCGGAGGGCCACGCAGGGCACGUACAGCCCCAGCCGGCAGGAGAAGGACGGGGCGCGCGUGGAGAUGUGGAACGUCAUCAAGCUGCCGCCGUUGGAGCGGCUGAUCUGAGCCCCCAAGGACCCAACAUGGAAAGACCUGAACGAGAGUGGCACCAGCGAGGCUUAGGACAGCCAUUGCUCCACGUGCGGGAAACGCUGAGCCAGCGACCGAGGGACGCAACGGAAGAGGCUGGGCGCUGGUUCGGGCCGACGGACACAACAAGGCCGGAGUGAGCAAAAUGGUGCGUGACCUCGUUGACACAGGCGACGGCUCAAAGCGUCCAGGCCGUGGCUUCCCCCAGGAGAGCGGGAGCGGGGGGAACGCCGUCGGCUGCUCCCAGUACGAACCCACUCCGCUCAACCAGCCGCCAAGGAGGACCUCCAGUGCCUUGUAAACACGUUGCUUCCAUCAGUAGUCGUUCUCUAACCAGUCACAAGACCACGAGAGCCUCCACCCAACGGACUGGCUAGUUGUGAAAGCCUCCUUUGCCAGCGAGUUCCCAAGCUCCCAACGUGAAACAACCCUUGCUUCUUCUCCCUGGAGUUUUGCUCAAGCUCAAGCGGGUGCCUCUAGCCCGGACAUGGGUCAACGUUGGUCCUCCUUCAGGUGUUUUGGACUUCAACUCCCAUCAUUCCUAACAACCUCAGGCCCUUAAGCGGCGGAGGAAGAAAAGGAACGGGCCUGAGGAUGAUAGGAAUCGUGUUGUCGAAGGCUUUCAUGGCCGGGAUCACAGGGCCAUGUUCCAGAAGUAUUCUCUCCUGACGUUUCGCCCACAUCUAUGGCAGGCAUCCUCAGAGGUGGUGAGGAAUAUAUCUCCAUGUUCCAGAAGCAUUCUCUCCUGACGUUUCGCUCACAUCUAUGGCAGGCAUCCUCAGAGGUUGUGAGGAAUAUAUAUCUCCAUGUUCCAGAAGCAUUCUCUCCUGACGUUUCGCCCACAUCUACGGCAAGCAUCCUCAGAGGUUGUGAGGAAUAUAUCUCCAUGUUCCAGAAGCAUUCUCUCCUGACGUUUCGCUCACAUCUGUGGCAGGCAUCCUCAGAGGUUGUGAGGAAUAUAUCUCCAUGUUCCAGAAGCAUUCUCUCCUGACAUUUCGCCCACGUCUAUGGCAGGCAUCCUCAGAGGUUGUGAGGAAUAUAUCUCCAUGUUCCAGAAGCAUUCUCUCCUGACGUUUCGCUCACAUCUGUGGCAGGCAUCCUCAGAGGUUGUGAGGAAUAUAUAUCUCCAUGUUCCAGAAGCAUUCUCUCCUGACGUUUCGCCCACAUCUAUGGCAGGCAUCCUCAGAGGUUGUGAGGAAUAUAUCUCCAUGUUCCAGAAGUAUUCCUUCCUGAUGUUUCGCCCACAUCUAUGGCAGGUAUCCUCAGAGGUUGUGAGGCAUGGAUAGUCUAGGCAAGGAAGGUAAAUAUGUAUCUGGGUGUGACAAGAGUCCUUUGUCAGUUGGAAGCCAGCGUUAAUGUUACAGUUAAUCACCCUAAUUAGCAUUGGAAAGGUUUGUCUCUUGCCUGGGGAGCAUCCUUUGUUCAGUCAUUAGCCACAGAUGUGGGCGAAACGUCAGGAGAGAAUGCUUCUGGAACAUGGCCACGCAGCCCGAAAGACACGCAACAACCCUGAUAGGAAUUGUGUUGGAAUCAUCCGCAUACCCAAUCACCUGGAGGGCCCAAGUUUGCCCAUGCCCGUGGUAGAGCCAUCCUGCUGUGUUUAAUUUAUGGACGCUUUUGUUUUCCGCACCGUGGACUUUGAAACUUUUGAUAUUUAAUUUUGGGAUAUAUAUUUUUUCACAGACACGACCGGGCCGGCGGACAUAGUUGUGAUUAAAAAUGUUGCCUCCGUGUGUACACAUGGAAUUGUUGAUAGAAAAGUCUAUUUUUCAUUAAAAAGACAAAACUUG